Molecule: messenger RNA, 3544 nt
Organism: Enhydra lutris kenyoni (northern sea otter)
Lineage: Eukaryota; Metazoa; Chordata; Mammalia; Carnivora; Mustelidae
Product: RUN and FYVE domain containing 3
Exons: 18
Coding region: 208-2241 (677 amino acids)
Biological process (GO): regulation of axonogenesis
Cellular component (GO): cytoplasm
Molecular function (GO): metal ion binding
Source: RefSeq, a predicted model, not a curated record
GGGCGGGGCCGCCGCUCCUGCUGGCUCGGACCCCGGCAGGGCGGCCUGUAGACGGCGCGGCGGAGCGCAGACGCCGGCCCGCGGCCGAGGAGAAAGGUGGCGGCGGCGGCGCGGACGGGACGAGGCGGCGACUCGCCGCCGUGACCCUCUGCUCACCUGCCCGCGCCCUGGAGCGAGUCGCAGGCGGCGGCGAAGGAAGGAGCGAGCAUGGCUGAGACCUCGCCGCCACCCGCCUCCGGCGCGGAAAGUUGCAGCGAGGAGCCGGCGAGGGGCGGGGAGCAGCUGCCGGAGGAGCCGCGCCGCGCUCCAGCCGGGGGAGCGGACCGAGAGGGCGAGGCGGGGCCGCCGCCGGCCUCCCCCGCGGGGCAGUCGGAGCCCGGCUCGCCGGUGGCCGCCCCCUUCUUCCUGCUCUACCCGGGCGAUGGAGGCGCCGGCUUCGCAGCGCGCCCGCCGCCGCAGCAGCAGCAGCGCGCCUGGAGGACCCCGCCGUCGCCGGGCUCCCCGCUGCCCUUCCUGCUGCUGAGCUACCCGAGCGGCGGCGGCGGCGGCAAGCACCAUCCUAAUUAUCUCAUGGCUAACGAACGCAUGAACCUGAUGAACAUGGCCAAGCUGAGUAUCAAGGGCUUGAUUGAAUCCGCUCUGAACCUGGGGAGAACUCUGGACUCCGACUACGCUCCCCUCCAGCAGUUCUUCGUGGUGAUGGAGCACUGCCUGAAACACGGCCUGAAGGCUAAGAAAACCUUUCUUGGACAAAAUAAAUCCUUCUGGGGGCCUCUAGAAUUGGUAGAAAAGCUUGUUCCAGAAGCUGCAGAGAUAACAGCAAGUGUUAAAGAUCUUCCAGGACUUAAGACACCAGUAGGCAGAGGAAGAGCCUGGCUUCGUUUGGCAUUAAUGCAAAAGAAGCUCUCAGAAUAUAUGAAAGCUUUGAUCAAUAAGAAGGAACUUCUCAGUGAAUUCUACGAACCCAAUGCCCUAAUGAUGGAAGAAGAAGGAGCCAUAAUUGCUGGUCUCUUGGUGGGUCUGAAUGUCAUUGAUGCCAAUUUCUGCAUGAAAGGAGAAGACUUGGACUCUCAGGUUGGAGUUAUAGAUUUUUCAAUGUAUCUCAAGGAUGGGAACAGCAGUAAAGGUAGUGAAGGAGAUGGCCAGAUUACUGCAAUUCUGGAUCAGAAGAACUAUGUAGAAGAACUCAACAGACACCUAAAUGCUACGGUAAACAAUCUUCAGGCAAAAGUGGAUGCGCUAGAAAAAUCCAACACUAAACUGACAGAGGAGCUUGCAGUUGCAAACAACAGGAUUAUUACCUUACAAGAAGAAAUGGAACGAGUUAAAGAGGAAAGCUCCUACAUACUGGAAUCCAAUCGGAAGGGUCCUAAGCAGGACAGAACUGCAGAAGGGCAAGCACUGAGUGAAGCCAGAAAGCAUUUAAAGGAAGAGACACAAUUGCGACUGGAUGUGGAGAAAGAACUGGAGAUCCAGAUCAGCAUGAGACAGGAGAUGGAGUUGGCUAUGAAGAUGCUGGAGAAGGAUGUCUGCGAGAAACAGGACGCCCUGGUGUCUCUGCGGCAGCAGCUGGAUGACCUCAGGGCUCUCAAGCAUGAACUUGCCUUCAAGCUGCAGAGUUCAGACUUAGGAGUAAAACAGAAAAGUGAACUAAACAGUCGUUUGGAAGAGAAGACUAAUCAGAUGGCCGCUACCAUCAAACAACUCGAACAAAGAUUGUGUCGGGCUGAGCGGGGCCGCCGGUCGGCCGAGGCAGACAACCGGCUCUUCAAGCAGGACUUCGGAGACAAGAUAAACAGUCUGCAGCUGCAAGUGGACCAGCUCACCAGGCAGCGGCACCAGCUUGAGUUAGAACUAAAACUGGAAAGAGAAAGAAGGUUACAGAACAACAGGAGCAUCCCAGGAAAGGGUCCUCAGAAGCCACAACCCAAAAUGGAUGGGAAGCACAAAAUUCAAGAGGAAAAUGUUAAACCGAAAGAGGCCCUGGACGAAAGCCACAGGCUGCCGUCUCACCCUGUGGAUGAGCAGAAUCAGCUGCUGCUCUCUGAGAAGCCACAGAUGUGUCAGCUAUGCCGGGAAGACGGCAGCCGAACCAAGAAUGUGUGUAAGAACUGCACAGGGACCUUCUGUAAUGCCUGCUCAACAAACGAACUGCCUCUUCCUUCAAGUAUCAAGCCUGAGCGAGUUUGCAAUCCCUGCCACGAGCAUCUGAUGAGACAGUAUUCCACCAGCCCAUCGUAAGACUGGAAGCCGAGACCUGGACCAGUGUCUCCACCCAUGGUAGAUGUCAGGAUCUCCUAGAGCCCAGAACUUAGAGUCAGCUCCAGCAUUGAUAGGAAUGGUUUAAAUAAACCGGGUCCAGGGAGAAAAGGCAGUGGUUGGGGGUGCUGGAAGGUUUGCUCAGUUGCCCUAAUGACUGUAGGAAUAAAAAUUACUCAGCUGAACCUCUCUCUUCUAAAUCUUAAACAACCCCACCUUUGAAGGCUUUAUUUUUUAGCAUGUCUUUGGAAGAACUAUUUUUAUAAAUAGUGACAGUACUGGCAUGAACAUAAUAGGAGAGAGGGUCCACACAGAUAAGAAAAAAAAAUAGGAAAAUGAUCGCCUCCUUCUUUUACAUUUGCAGAUUCAAGGGGGAAAGAUAAAUGUUAACUGAGAUCAAAAUUUAGAUGUUUUAUAUUAUCCCCAGGUGCUGCUAGACAUAAACGGUUUCCUCUUCACCCCGCCCAACUACCUCUUUAAAGUAUCUCUACCAAACUGUGAACCCAAACUCAGGGAAAAGAAAUUACAGAGUAAUAUAAAUUUUGAAUGUACUUAAAACAAUGUAAUUUAUUACAGUUUCAGGACCAGAAAGGUCCUGGCCUUACAAGUGUUUUCAGUAUCAGAAUAAGAGGAACAUUUGCCAUUUCUCCACUUAAUGACUUCAGAAAUAAGUAUCUGCCCUUUUCAGAAUGUCCUCCUGCAAAAUAGAAGCCAGCUCCCUUCCUAAGCCUUCCCUGCUCUCCCAAGUCAUAAUGACGACUGUGUUUUAAAGAUAAGGUUUGAGUUUUGCAAAUAGGAGGUAUUGAAAGCAAAGGUUUGUCAGGUGUAAAGUAAAACAAUUUUAAUUUGUCCAUGGCUGAGAUCAGUUAGCUCAGAAUAUUUAUUUUCUUUAAUAAGGGGUACCUUUCUCUGAGCCAAGAAUUAGAACUGGUUGGUAGACAGAUUUUUUGGAAAGUGUGAUACUUAAAAUAUCUCUUCAUAUCAAACCCUUUGGGGAAAAUUGGGGGAAGUGCCUUCUACAAGGAAAGAAAAACUUUGGUAUGUGCUAUUUUGAUUAUGUUACAUGUGUCUAGGUUAUUAAUUACAAUUAAGACCUAAGAAGAUACGGAUUCUGUAACCGGUUUAGAAUUCUGGGGUGGAAACAUCCUGGAACCAUCAUACUUGAUAAAUUCUCCUCAAAAGGGUUAUAGCCUGGGAAAGAGUUGUUAUUCCAAAAGUCUGGCCUGUUACAUGGUGAAGCUGAGCUUUUAAAAGUACUAGGGAAAAAUAAAAUCUAAUAAUUCUA